Hydractinia symbiolongicarpus is the source of this 1239-nucleotide messenger RNA. RefSeq names its product beta-1,3-galactosyltransferase 1-like. Gene Ontology annotation, molecular function: hexosyltransferase activity. The record is from RefSeq and is a predicted model, not a curated record. Gene Ontology annotation, cellular component: membrane. Lineage: Eukaryota; Metazoa; Cnidaria; Hydrozoa; Anthoathecata; Hydractiniidae. The transcript has a single exon. The coding region runs from base 1 to 1092 and encodes 363 amino acids.
AUGUUGCACAUUAUCACAACAAUGAAGUAUACAAUUGUGACAAUCACUUUAAUCUUCACUGCAGCAAUCAUGUUAUAUAUCUACACCAAGGAUGAUGUAUUGCCUAACAGACAUCCAAAGCCUAGGUCAUAUUCAAAUGCUAAUGAACAAAACCAUAGUUUAGAUGCAAUAUUAAAAUAUAUAAAAAGAUUGGUAAACAGAGUAAAACAAAUAGAGACAAAAAUAGAAGAUGUGAAUGACUUCAACCAAUACAAACAAGAUCGUAAUUCAAUUCUAAAGUUACUCCCCCAGUUAACACCAAACACAUAUAAAAGUAAUUUUCACGUCUUAGUUGAUAAUUUAAACCGAGAUGUUGUUAGUGAGAGGUAUAAAGUAAUAAUUAUGGUCUCAUCAAACGCUCCCAACUUUAAUCGCAGGCAAAAUAUCAGAGAAUUAUGGGCAAACAAGAAAAACUGGAAAAACCAUAUGUGGAAAUUAUUUUUUGUAACAGGUGGUUCAUCAGAUAAAGAAACUAUGGAAGCACUGUACAAUGAGACAAGCAGUUAUAAAGAUACCAUCAUAGAAGAUAUACCAGAAGACUUCUAUAAUUUAGCAAAGAAAGUCAUGAUAGGGUUUCAAUGGGCACACGUGAACUUCAAAUAUGAUUACAUCCUAAAGUGUGAUGAUGAUGUUUUUGUUCAUGUUGAUAAUUUAUUAACCAGUCUUAAAGUUUACAAAGAAGGAACAUUUUUUGGCCAACAAAUGUUUGGCCAACGAGUGGAGAGAGAAGGUAGGUAUGGAGUAACGAAAGCAGAACAUUUUAAUGAUACAUAUGACCCCUACUGUUCUGGUGGCGGUUUUGUGUUGUCUCACGACACUAUAAGUAAAAUAAUACCACUGUUUAAUUGGGAAAGACCACUCAGGAUUGAUGAUGCUUACAUAGGGGAGUUAGCAUUUGCAGCAGGUGUUACAGCUCAGGAGCAUGCUGGUUUUGACAUGUGGAAUACAGCCUGUGAAUACAAAGAAGAAUUAAUUGUAUCACAUCCUGUAAAAGAAAGAGAUUGCAUGGAAAAAAUGCAGGAAGAAGCAAGGAAAAGUUCUGUUUUAAAAUAAAUAUACUUGUAAAAUACCACUUAAAUGCACCUAAAUGCAUUCAGCUUACUGUUUAAAAAAAAAAGUCAACUUUCGUUUAAACGUUUUGUGCUAGCCAUAAAGAAUAAAAGAAGCAAUGCUAAACAAGAACGAAGCAUCUUUUCCAAG